AGUUUUCAUCCGAAUGAUUAUUCGAUAGUUCGCAUAAACUAUCGAAUAACAUUCGAUAGCCAAAAGUAUCCAGUUGCGCCCAUCACUGGACUCAAGUCCCGGAACAACGAAAACGAGUCACUCGUUUACUGUAUUACCGGCGAAAAAGGUAGAAACUGGAAUCGACCAAAGAAGUUCGGAAUAACAAAAUUCAGUUACUACCUGUUUCGCCGGUAAUACAGAAAGCGAUUUUGUCUUUAUUAAUGGGUCUUUGGAACAGACCGGCAGUCCGCAGCAAUGUGUGAAAAUUGAUAACGCAUACAUCUUAACAUUUAACACGGAUUUAUCAAAUAUUUAAAUAAUUUAUUGUUAACGUGUAUGAUACUUACGAAGUAAUCUGUAAAUUUACGACACUCUUAAUUUACUAAGAAAUAUAAAAUAAUUGUUUCCUUGAAGAUCUAAAAAUUAAUUUGGACAAGUUAAUUUGUAAAGCGUUAAAUAAUAAUGUUAUCGGUUUUGAACACCAGCGAAAGUACUCAUAAACGACAAAUCUUGUCAUCCGACGUUGAUUAUUAUGGUCGAUACGUCUGCACCAGUUCAGCCGACGGUACUAUUCAAAUUUCCGAUACAGUAGAAGUUGAUCAGAGUCCUAUUGUGGAACUAAAAGACCAUAUUGGGCCUGUAUGGCAAGUAUCAUUUUCUCAUCCCAAGUAUGGGUUUUUAGCUUCGUGUGGAUCUGAUUGCAAAUUAAUUGUUCGCAAAACAAACAAGUUAAAUGAAUGGGACACUGUCUACACAUACGAUGGACACAAGUUAUCAAUUACUUCAAUUGAUUGGGCUCAAUAUAGAACCGGAGCUAUAAUUGCAUGUGCAAGUGCUGAUGGCACGAUUUCCAUUCACACUAUGAAUAAUACUGAGUGGUCUGUUUUAAAAAUACCAAAUGCUCAUUUAAACGGCGUCAAUAGUAUAAGUUGGGCACCUUACUUAAUUAAUAAUCAUAAAGUAUUAAUUAGUGGUGGUAAUGAUUUCAAAAUUAAAAUAUGGCAAGAUAAAAAAUGUGCAUGGAAUUUAAUAUACGAAUCAGAAAGUCAACUGGCAACCAUCAGAGAUAUAAGUUGGUGUCCAAACCCAGGAUUACAAAAGCAUAUGAUUGCAAGUUGUACAUCCGAUGGCCGAGUAGUCAUCUGGGGAAGUGAUGACUGUUGUGAAUGGACUCAAAAUGAAAUUGACGAUUCAGAAAACGAAAAGUGGAAAGUUAGUUGGUCAAAUAUUGGUAACAUAUUAUCAAUAUCAAUGAACAAUUAUCUAGUGAAACUUUGGAAACAAGUUGAUAAAGACAGAUGGAUGUGUUUAGAUAGAAAAAUAAAAGAGAGACAACUUGAAUCUGAGCGACCAAACAAGAACUUAGAAAAUCAAGAUAUUUUUGCUACAUUAAUUUAAGAGACAAAUACAUGUAAGUGUAGAUUUUUAAAUGAAAACAAUUCACUUAUAUUUAUUUUAAAAAGGAAAACAUUUUACUAGCAUUGUAAUUUAACACUUGAAACAUAAUAAUUAAAUUAAACAGUAAAAUUUUUCAAAUGUG
This is a messenger RNA of Adelges cooleyi (spruce gall adelgid), 1561 nucleotides long. RefSeq names its product protein SEC13 homolog. The record is from RefSeq and is a predicted model, not a curated record. The transcript has a single exon. Lineage: Eukaryota; Metazoa; Arthropoda; Insecta; Hemiptera; Adelgidae. Bases 484 to 1419 code for a protein of 311 amino acids. Gene Ontology annotation, molecular function: protein binding; structural molecule activity. Gene Ontology annotation, cellular component: COPII vesicle coat; nuclear pore outer ring. Gene Ontology annotation, biological process: protein import into nucleus; COPII-coated vesicle budding.